AUGAAAGAUCAUCCGGCCGUUAUCGAGUGUACCGUCGAACCCGUGUCUCAUGCUGCAAUUGAGUGUGCAGCAAAAAUCAUUCCUUACAAAGGACCGGAGGACUCUGGCCGCCUCAAAGUGACGCGCUUGGACGCAAAGAAUCGGCCGAAUCCGAUUGGUGACCGAUGGCAUUUGGCAUUGCAAGUGAGACCGAAGGAGGUGGAAGAGUGGUUCGAUUCGUACGUUUGCCGUUGUGAGGCCUGGAACAAGGUGUUUGCACUUCAGCGGCCCAAGAAGGUUGUCAGCCGGGCUGCAAUCGUGGUGGAAGCAUAUAUGGAAGAGCAAUUCCAAGUGGAACCAGUAUCCACCGACCUUGCUGUUGGAUCGCGUUUAACCUUAACAUGUGUUCCACCAAGAGGAAGACCUGAACCUGAGACAUACUGGUUGUUUAAUGGCGCAAAAGUUCCUUCGGAAGCUCAUGCGAGAAUUCUAGUUGAUGACUACAAUCAGCUAAUUAUUGAAAAUGUGUCAUUAGAAUCCAGUGGAAAUUACAGUUGUGUGGCUGACCUUCUGAGUAAAGAGUUUCGCUACGCAACAGCCACUGUAAAUAUAGUUCCCAUUUGGAAAACAAAACCACCAAAAACAGAUAGUUGGAUGAAGUGGACACCCUGUGCUUGGCACACAGAGGUUGCUCCGGAACCGUUUGGGGUAUUACGAAGAUUUUGUCAAAGUAGAAGGGUUCGAACUUGCGCAUACGGUCUCAGCCUAGAUGUUGAUCAGCUUCAAAGGGAUACUUCAAGUCGAUCGUUGGAUGAAAGAUUAAAGAAAUGCCCACUUCCAUGGCUGCAGAAGAAAAAUUGUUCUUCGAAAGAUUGCAAGGGUAAAAAUAUCUCACUAACACAGACAACUGAGACACAUGAGGAUGAGAAUAGUGUCCUAAGAACAGACUCUCAGGCUCGAUUGAUUGCAACAAUCUGCGGGCUAUUUUUGUGUUUGGCCCUCUUUAUUGGCAUAAUCGGUGUUACAGCAAGCAAGCGAACACGACUGGUAUUGAAGUCCUACCAAUGCGUGUGGGGCUGCUGCUGUUCUCAAGAUACAUCACGACGGAGCAAACCUACCUGUCCUGGUGGAACCUUGAUUAAAGAUUCCUUGCUAUGUACUGCCGAUGCAAUCAGUGGUACAUCGGUAGUGAACUCCCGUACCUUACAGGAACGAAUCAGGAAUCAAUCAUCGGACUUUGUACAGAACGACAGUAUACCAUUCAAAUUACCUCACUAUUUGAUGACCGCGCGUAGUGAUAUCCAAUUUGUGCGUAAUGACCUGGAAGUCAAAACGGCAUCUACAGGUAGUUCCACUGAGCAAUCUUCGGAUACAGCGACUACUAAUCUUACGACUAUGGAUCUCGCCUUCGAAAGUCAAGGAAACGCCAUGCAAGAAGCUACCAAUCCACCAGUGCCUGAAAACAGUCUGCUUGGUUUUGUUGAUGUCACUACUCAUCCAGGUAUUCCUUGCCAGAUCCAGCUGAAACAAAAACCAAGCCUAUGUUGCGAAGUAGAAAAGGAUACGACCGGUUUAAUUAAACCCUUAAGUUUGGUUGUUCGAGAAAGCGUUCCAGAAGACGGAUGCACACUAUCGAUCGGAAAAUCAGGGAUAUAUCUCCGCGUUCCACCGCAUGUUUUCGAACACACCAAGGAGACUGAGGUUUAUCUUGCUGUUUUUAAGGACCGGAAGGACCAGCCUACAUUGCAACCCCAUCAAAUAUUACUGAGUGAGACUAUCGAAUUUGGUCCAACAAACGUGAGAUUUCUGAAGCCCGUGGAAUUGACUUUUGGACAUUACUUGGCCCACUCCCCUGCGGUAUCCCAGCUGUUCAUCUGCUUCGCAAUCCCAAAUGUCAAAUCUGAUUCAAUAAACUGGCAAGUUCAACCGAUGCUAAGUGAAUUCAGUGGUGUCCAAUUGAGCUUGCGGAUAUUGGAUGGGACAACAGCACGUCUUACAAGCACUAGCCCAGUGCGAAUUUGCUUGAUUGGGCAAUUGCAAAACACUAUUGUUUCCUGUGACUUCUAUGAGAAUGAUCACACCGAAUACCUUCAAAUCGGCUGUAAUGAGACGAAAGAGAAAAUACUUCACUUUACUGCAUUCGGAAGCUGGACCACCGUCGAGAAAUACUACAAUAUCCGAGUGCAUGUACUAUCGGGUAAGGUGGAUGAACUUGAGCAAAUGGUUCGGUUGGAACGCGAUUUGAAUGGACAAUUUCUUGUCGGAGCAGGUCCAAUCCAGUUCAAAAAUUGUGGGGCAAAUCUUAUAUUUUGUAUAGAAAACAUCGGCGGCGGUUGGCACAGCAGACUGCAUAGUGGUAAACAGGAGAUCCCAUUCAGACACGUUUGGAACCGAGAUCAAUCUGCGCUGCUUCAUUGCUCUUUCACUCUCGAGUACCUGGGUCCAGCCUAUGUGGGCGGAUGUUGCACGAUAACCGUGCAUCAAGAGGGCGUAUAUGACCAACACGCUGCUCUAUGUGUCCAACGUGUCACAUAA
This is a messenger RNA of Dicrocoelium dendriticum, 2514 nucleotides long. The record is from the annotation of a GenBank genome assembly. NCBI's taxonomy places the organism in Eukaryota, Metazoa, Platyhelminthes, Trematoda, Plagiorchiida, Dicrocoeliidae.